AUGGUUGGAGUUACGCAGAAGCAACCCGUCAAAGAACAGAAUCCUGCUCAAACAACCGCCUCGUUUGAGCUUGCUGACGGACAUGGCUAUAUGCUGGACACCACGAGCUACCAAGCCGCUGGCCGGCUGAACCUCCAACAUUAUCUAUGGAGGGAAGUCUUCGGAUACAGUAUCCAUCCAUCCAUUGAGCUUCCGAAGAAUCCGAAGAUAUUGGAUGUGGCAUGCGGAAGUGGCCUGUGGCUGAUAGACGUCUCCAGAGAACUUCCUGGGGCCCAGCUUGACGGACUGGAUCUGGAUCUCACACGUGCUCCGCACAGGACAUGGCUGCCUCCAAACAUCAACCUCGGACACUGGGACAUGUUCGGAGAAGUGCCGCCGGAGCUUGUAGGCAAGUACGACCUUGUGCACAUCCGGCUCCUCAUCCUGGUUUUGUCGGGUGUGGAUCUCAGCAAGCCUCUAGCCAACUUCCUCAAGCUUUUGAAGCCAGGCGGAUAUAUCCAAUGGGACGAGAUUGACGCCGUGAACAUCCAUGUUAAGAAGCCCAAUAACAUGACUGAUGCUCCGGCAUUGGAGGAGCUCCGCACUGCGUGCUACUCCAACGGAAGACAUAACUGGACCAGGGACCUACCCCACUUGCUGGCGCAGUCGGGAUUUCAGACGCCGAAGCUGCACUGGUAUGAUGAGACUCCGGAACUGGUGCGCGCGUUCAAUGAUCAGCAUCUCAUGACGAUGGAGGAAUUCGCUGCACGCCUGACGCAGACGGGUCAACAUGAGGGUGCUGCUGAUUUUCGUCGGAUCAUUGCGCAGUCGUAUCAAGAAUGUCUGAACGGUGCGGCCCUGUCGAUGCCGCGAGUGGUGGUGGUAGCUCAGCGUCCAGAGCAGAGAUAG
Molecule: messenger RNA, 888 nt
Organism: Aspergillus terreus NIH2624
Lineage: Eukaryota; Fungi; Ascomycota; Eurotiomycetes; Eurotiales; Aspergillaceae
Product: class I SAM-dependent methyltransferase
Exons: 1
Coding region: 1-888 (295 amino acids)
Source: RefSeq, a predicted model, not a curated record